AUGUUUAAAAUAUUGUUUUUUUUACUAUUGGUUGCAUGCUUGGGUAUUGGAGCCACUGGGACUGUUUUGACUUGUAAGUUUUUUAGUUUUUGAAAAUUGCAAAAACUCUUUACAAAAUGCUUUUAAAAAAAACUCUUUUUUUGGGCAAUACAAUUCUGGGUUAGGGCACUGGGGCUAGGCUUUUGGAUAGGGCGCUGGGGACUCUGGAGUAGGGCUUUGGGCUAGGGCUCUAAGCUAGAGCUUUGGUCUAGAGCUCUGUACUAGGACUCUGGACUAGGGCUCUGGGCUAGGGCUUUGGGCUACGGCUCUGGGCUAGGGCUCUGGGCUAGAGCUUUGGUCUAGAGCUCUGGGCUAGGGCUCUGAGCUAGGGCUCUGAGCUAGGGCUCUGGGCUAGGGCUCUGGGCUAGGGCUCUGGGCUAGGGCUCUGAGCUAGGGCUCUGGACUAGGGCUCUGAGCUAGAGCUCUGUACUAGGACUCUAGACUAGGGCUCUGGGCUAGGGCUCUGGGCAAGGGCUCUGGGCUAGGGCUCUGGGCUAGGGCUCUGAGCUAGGGCUCUGGACUAGGGCUCUGAGCUAGGGCUCUGAGCUAGGGCUCUGGGCUAGGGCUCUGGGCUAGGGCUCUGGGCUAGGGCUCUGGGCUAGGGCUCUGGGCUAGGGCUCUGGGCAAGGGCUCUGGGCUAGGGCUCUGGGCUAAGGCUUUGGGCUAAGGCUUUGGGCUAAGGCUUUGGGCUAGAGCUCUGAGCUAGGGCUCUGGGGUAAGGCUCUGGGCUAGGGCUCUGAGCUAGGACUAGGGGCAAAACCUUUUAACAUUUUUUGUAAAAACCGCAAUAACUUUCUUUACAAUAUUCUCUUUCAGAUUUUGAAAACCUUGAAGUAGGCUGUUUUCCACCAAGCCUAGAAGACAAAAAGAAGCAUUUCCUUAUGUUAUCAGACAAAGAAUUACUUUGGAAUCCCAAUAACAAUGUCACUGAUGCCACGUUCACCUUCAAGUUUAUAAGCCCACUAAAUGAGGAUACUGUAAUUGAUUACGGUAUUGCUGUUGAGAAGUUGAAGAGAGUGUUACCUAAUUUGAGGAUUAUUAACUUUCAAGGGAUUGUCAUACAAGGAACGUUUAGUGACAACAUUAAUGAGGUAUGGAAAGAAAAUUUUUGCAAUUUUUAAAAAAAGAUUUUGUAAAGAAAGUUCUUGCGGUUUCUAAAAAUGGAAUUAGUAAAGAAAGUUCUUGCGGUUUUCAAAAAAAAUAAUUUUAGUUUUCCAAAUGGGCCCACCAAACGUACCAACAAGUACUAGAACACGCCAAAAAACUGACGUUUUUAUGCAAAUCAGCCAAGUAUACUGUAGCUCGCUUCUUCUUUACCGUAAUCAUACCACGACAAAUGUGUGACUCUUAUACUAUGUACGAAGACUGUCAAUGGCUUCGACAACGAAUCUUACUCGAAUUUCAUGAUGUUCGAAGUUUCAUCGUGUACGAAGAUGCCACCUUGGUUAAUAUUAAGCACAAUAUUAUUGGAACUGACUUUCAGUUUAUGAUUAAUUUUUAA
This is a messenger RNA of Bursaphelenchus okinawaensis, 1540 nucleotides long. The record is from the annotation of a GenBank genome assembly. Lineage: Eukaryota; Metazoa; Nematoda; Chromadorea; Rhabditida; Aphelenchoididae.